This is a messenger RNA of Biomphalaria glabrata, 1105 nucleotides long. Its product is annotated as EF-hand calcium-binding domain-containing protein 10-like. The record is from RefSeq and is a predicted model, not a curated record. The transcript has 4 exons. Gene Ontology annotation, molecular function: calcium ion binding. The coding region runs from base 44 to 457 and encodes 137 amino acids. NCBI's taxonomy places the organism in Eukaryota, Metazoa, Mollusca, Gastropoda, Planorbidae.
ACGUACCGCACUGAAUACCAUAACAACUGCUCUUCGCUUGAAAAUGUCUCACGACAAAGUAAAACUUCGAAGUGACGAUGCUAAUAAUUAUUUAAAAAGGCAUCGGAUCAUGGAACUUUUCAACAAUUUGACAGCACAGCUCAUAUAUACUAGACCAGAAAAACCAAAAACAUUUUUGAUUGAAACACUGGAAAAACUUCAGAUGUCUAGAUCUACAAAAUCUAAUUAUCCAUGUCUUUUUGAUGAGACAAACAUUAAGUCAGUUUUCGGAAUGCUUGAUCCCACUGGCCGAGGAUAUAUCACAUUAAAACAGUAUGAAGAAGCUAUGCUGACACUUGGUGCUAAAGAUUAUAAUCCAACUCCACCUGGUUUUGAUGAAGACAGAAUCAAUUUGGAUACUUUUAAACUGGAGGCGAUUGAAGGAUUGAAAAGUGCAUCAGCCACAUUCAAAGACUAAAACCAUUUUUUACAAGUUGUAUUGAUAAAACACUGUGUUCAAGCAUGUAUGAUACUUAUGCAAGAUAUUUUUUUUUAUUUCAUGACAAAUUGUUACAAUAUGGGUCACUGUUUUUUUACGCAGCAAAAGAACAUGUAUAAUCUUUUAAAUAUUUAUUAUGAACUAAAGACCUUGCUUUAUCUGGUGACCUCUGGCAUAUUUGUAUAUAAGUGUUCAUUUUGUGUUAUACAGACUUAAAGUUUAUUAGGUAAAACCUGUAAAUUUAUUAUAAUUAUUUAACUAAUUUAGGCUUUUAUAAUUUUAAGAAUGUACUGUUCUACAUUGUAAAGAAAGCCAAUGUAUGUUUUUAUAUAUAGCAGGUAAAUAGGGGAAGGGAGGAGAUUUUCAUGUUCUUAUUUCUAAUUCCUUUGAAGUUUCUAAAGUAUCUCAUUUUCAUCAUUGACAUAUUGCUAAAAUAUGUUUAUAAUGUUAAUAAAAAAAAUUAUGAGUUGCUUUUUUUAACCAAAUAUAUUUUCUUAUUAUGGCUUACCACUUUUUUAAGUAGGCCUAUUGGAUUACUAAUUUAAUAACUUUGAAAUAUGUAUAUUUCAAAAGGAUAGAUGUUGUAAAUAAAAUAGUCAUAAAUAAAUAGCAGAGUUUUGAAAAAUG